Molecule: messenger RNA, 1765 nt
Organism: Klebsormidium nitens
Lineage: Eukaryota; Viridiplantae; Streptophyta; Klebsormidiophyceae; Klebsormidiales; Klebsormidiaceae
Source: the annotation of a GenBank genome assembly
AUCGGAUCUUCAAGGUGAACGUUGAAUGGGCAUAGCCAGUGGCAGGAGGAGAUUGACUUCGAAAGAAGAGGUGCGAGCAACUACCGUAAUUUGCAUCUCAUGUAUUUGGGAAUCCAAUCCAGCGUCACUGCGUGAUCCAGCCGCACGCAACAUUGCGGCACCCGCAACUUGUCAAGCUCGAGGCAGUUUGAAAGCACACGUUCAUGGCGCUGAAGAAAGCCACUGCUCCUGCCUCCAUUCUUGACUUGGAUCCCGAUUGUUUGGAACGGAUCUUCAACCUUAUCGGUGGACGCCCCAGGGAUGUAGCGCCUCUUGCUGCGGUGUGCACUCAGUUGCGCGCCUAUGCAGAGAACAGCUUUUGGAGGGAUAAGUGCCUGCAACUGGCCAGCAGCCUCUGUGAGGACCUUGGGUACAACGGUGUGAAUACUCCCCCCAGCGGUUGGCUUGGCCUGUUCAAACUCCUAACGUACUGCCCCGGCCUCUACCCCACCCUUAAGCACGCUGUUGUCAUGGACGACAUAGAGUGGAACGGCCACGGCUGGUGGGAGUACCUGGGGCAUGUGCAGAGGAGAAGCGCCGAGUUUCGUUGGCUCACUGGGGAAGAAGCGGUCGCCAGCCUGCAGCUGCAGGCUGCCUUUGCAAAGGACGAGUUCCUGGUCUCGGAGCUGUGCUACCAUAGCUUGUCAGAUGACAGGGAUAUUGAGCCGACGGGAAGAGGGAUCCCUGCCAAGUGCUUUGGGGCUAGGGGCAUUGUGAAAGACUUCGCAGAGUCUGAGAUCGCAAAAGCCAUGGACGUGGGGCCCCCUUCUCAAGGCAGCGGAAAGACUGUGGUGCCACUGGUAGACUCAGUCUGUCCUUACUGCGCGAAACCCCUUUUCAAACUGGAUGUCUUCUGUGAAGGCGCGUGCGUUGAGGGGUGCGUUUGUGCGGAGGGGCAUUUGCUGCUCGGAGUCACAGGCCAAGAGCCUGCGGAAGCUUUAGGAUUUGCGACCAGGCAAGGCUCACAGAAGGGGACCGAGAUUGGGCAAUCGGGAGCUGCCAAAUUCAUGUGCAAGCACCUUCCGAAGCCCGACAAGGUUGGCACCUUGCAAGAAGGGGCGGAGUUCCUUCAAGACUUGGACUUGACGAGACUCGUCCAAGUUGCGGGGCGGUUGACAAGCAUUCUGACGCCUUUGGAGGAGCGCGGCUACUAUGACCGUGCGAAGGAUCACAACUCCCGGCCCCCGUGGGUGCCGCUCGAACUGUAUGCAUUGAACCAGUUCUUGAGGAAGUCGGAAGCGGACUGGACGAAGCUUUUUGACGCGAUUCUUACGGGGCAGACGGACCCCCAAGUGGAGAUGACGGCGGUUAUCACCAGGAAGGAGCGCAGGGAAGCGCUCGACGCAGCCUCCUUACAUGGCUGGUUUUCCUACCGGCAUGUCCGCCACCCGGAAUCCGUCGAGGAAUAUCUGCAAGGCGGGGACCUCUCAGCGGAGGACGUACUGCACCUGCAAAAGACCACAAAAAGGCCACCAAUACUAUCCACAUGGUAGAUGUCUGUAGGGCUUUCAAAGCUUGACUUGGGGGAAGAAAGUCAUCCAUUUAUGUAGGCGUGAGCGUCUAUAAACAUAUCCAGAAAUUAUACUACUAGUCGCCGAGUCGGUUCAAGAUCCUCUAGGACUUUGUACUCUCCCAGCUCAGUCGCGUGAGUGCAAGAGAUGCGCGCAGGCGGACAUGGGUGUCUUACUUGGCAAGGCCUCGAGCCCGUCAUGGAUUAUUACGGUUG